UAUUUCGCCGGAUUUGGAGUCGCAAACCGGUCGUACUGAAAGAAAGAGAUAUAAUUCUAAUUAUUAUAACUUCUGCAAUAUUUUACACUCAUAUUUAGGGGCACCGGAUUAAAAGAAAAUGACUGCUUUCGAAGAAAUGGGAGUUUUGCCGGAGAUAGCAAAAGCGGUGGACGACAUGGAUUGGACACUACCGACGGACGUCCAAGCGGAAGCUAUUCCUCUAAUUCUGGGUGGUGGAGAUGUCCUCAUGGCUGCAGAAACUGGCAGUGGAAAGACUGGUGCUUUCUGUCUACCUAUUUUACAAACAGUUUGGGAGACUCUUAAGGAUCUGCAGUCUGGAAAAGGAGGUGGAGGUGGAGCUGCGCAAGCUCAACAAUCGCACUGGGGAUUAAGUUUAUUUGACCGAGGACGAGCCUUGGCAGUAACGCCAGAUGGUUUGAGAUGCCAGAGCAGAGAGCAAAAGGAGUGGCAUGGUUGUCGUGCAAAUAAAGGAGUCUCGGGGAGCGGUAAAUACUUCUUUGAAGCCACGGUGACUGAUGAAGGUUUGUGCAGAGUAGGCUGGUCUACAUCUCAGGCCGCCUUAGAUUUAGGAACAGAUAAAUUCGGUUACGGUUUCGGCGGGACCGGCAAGAAAUCGAACGCGAAGCAAUUCGACAAUUACGGGGAAGCCUUUGGAAUGCACGACGUGAUCGGAUGUUUUCUGGACUUGGUAAAGGGCGAGAUCAGAUACACCAAGAACGGCGCCGACUUGGGCGUCGCGUUUACGUUGAACGGGCAGCAAAAGUCGCAGACGUACUAUCCGGCCGUCGUGUUGAAGAACGCUGAAAUGGCCUUUAAUUUCGGAGCGCAGCCGUUUAAGCAUCCGCCUCCAAACGACUAUGUGGCCGUGUCCUCGGCUGCGAAAGAAUCCGUCAAGUACAAUCCUGUUAACAGCAGCCAGAGUCAGACGAACAAAAGCGAUAAACCAGUGAACAACGCACCCCAAGCGAUCAUCAUAGAGCCCUCUCGCGAACUAGCUGAGCAGACUUACAAUCAGAUCCAGAAGUUUAAAACCCAUUUAAAGGAUCCAACAAUCAGAGAAUUGCUCGUUAUUGGUGGGGUGAACGUGAAAGAACAGAUUGCCACCUUGAAUUCCGGUGUCGACAUCGUAGUCGGAACUCCUGGGCGACUGGAAGAUCUCAUACAAGGCGGCUAUUUAUUAUUAACACAUUGCAGAUUUUUCGUGCUAGAUGAAGCCGACGGAUUACUGAAACAGGGUUACACUGAACUUAUCGAUCGUCUGCACAGACAAAUCCCGAAAAUUACGUCGGACGGUAAGCGAUUGCAGAUGAUCGUGUGUUCGGCGACUUUGCACGCGUUCGAAGUUAAAAAGAUGGCUGAACGUUUGAUGCAUUUCCCAACGUGGGUGGAUCUAAAAGGCGAGGACGCAGUGCCGGAGACCGUGCAUCACGUCGUAGUGACGGUGGAUCCGCAGAAGGACAAGUCGUGGCACAAUCUGAGGCACCACGUACAAACCGACGCCGUGCACGCGCGGGACAACGUGAGACCGGGGAAUAAUACCGCCGAGACACUGUCGGAGGCGGUGAAAAUGCUGAAGGGGGAGUACUGCAUCCGCGCGAUCAGGGAACACAAGAUGGACCGGGCACUGAUAUUCUGCAGAACGAAACUCGACUGCGACAAUCUGGAGAGGUUCCUCAAGCAGUCCGACGCGCAGCAGUUCUCGUGCGUGUGCCUGCACGGGGACAGAAAGCCCCCAGAACGUAAGGCUAAUUUGGAGAAGUUUAAGCGUCAGGAGGUGAAGUUCCUGAUCUGUACCGACGUGGCGGCCAGAGGAUUGGAUAUCACCGGUCUGCCGUUCAUGAUAAACAUAACUCUGCCCGACGAAAAGUCCAAUUACGUGCAUCGCAUCGGAAGAGUUGGCAGAGCCGAGAGGAUGGGUCUGGCCAUCUCGUUGGUCAGCAGCGUGCCGGAGAAGGUGUGGUAUCACGGCGAGUGGUGCCCCUCGCGCGGAAGGAACUGUAACAAUACCAAUCUGACCGACCAAGGUGGCUGUUGCACGUGGUACAACGAACCCAUGUACUUGGCGGAUAUUGAGGACCACUUGAACGUGACGAUUCAACAGGUCGGAACCGACAUAAAAGUGCCACUAAACGAAUUCGAUGGAAAAGUCACGUACGGCGAGAAGAGACUCGCAAUGGGAUCCAAUUACGAGAAUCAUGUUCAACAAAUGGCGCCUAUUGUGGCUAACUUAGCCGCGCUGGAAGGUAAAGCACAGCUUGCGUUCUUAAAAACCUAUCUAGUGAAAUGAAACAUACGUUAAAAACAAGAUCACAAACGAGAAAACGAUUGAAAUCUUACUCGAAUCUCACGAUACUUAUUCAGAGUUUUGCUCAUGAUGAAGUAUGCAUAUUACGAAGACUAAUAAUGUUAUCGCUUUUAAUACGAUAUCCUAUAUCAUUACUAUUAUUGUUUCUUUCUUGUAUUUAUCAACACUUUCGAAGCUUCUUUUGCAUUUGUACAAAAUCAUGGCGUCGAAAGCUCGCGCGUUGUGUAAUAAGAAUAUAAGUGUAAGCAAUGGAAA
Ooceraea biroi (clonal raider ant) is the source of this 2581-nucleotide messenger RNA. RefSeq names its product ATP-dependent RNA helicase Ddx1 (gene Ddx1). Gene Ontology annotation, molecular function: ATP binding; nucleic acid binding; protein binding. Lineage: Eukaryota; Metazoa; Arthropoda; Insecta; Hymenoptera; Formicidae. The record is from RefSeq and is a predicted model, not a curated record.